CGGCCGGAUCCCCUUCCUCCCUGUGUGCGCGCUUUAAAUAAUUUCCUCCUUUUUGGCAAAAGAAAUAAUGCACCUGACUUUACCAGGGGGAAACAGCCAGCCGAGCAGAACAAGGAACAGAUGUAAAAAGAACAGAAGAGAGGAAAAGCUAUGGAACUUGCUUAAAGACAUCCAGGGGUUGGAGAGGUGGCCGCGGCGGCAGAGGCAGCUAGAGCAGCUCCGCCUGCCUGAGCUGCUGGCAGAGGACGUCUGCACCAGUUGCAGAUGUCACCCUGGGAACUCCUGGGUCCUUUGGUUUGUUUGCCAAACAAAGUCUUUUCUUCUCUGGCUCAGAUACUGAAGAGGCUCCUGGAUUGUUCUGCGGUCCCGCCACAAGCUGGCAGCUAUCCGGAGCCUUCCUAAAGAGCUGGGGAAGAAAUGAGCUCUGCUGGGCGGAGGAUGGGCGAAGGGCGUCAGCCGGCGGGGUCACCCCGUGGGCGGCCCUGCGGCUCCGGGGCGCCGCGCUCCCUGCUCCGGUUCUUCGUGCACGCCUGGUUGUGGGCUGCCUCGGGUUUGUCUGCCCAGGUGUUCAACCUCAGCCUCUCUGUGGACGAGGGGCUGCCCCCGGACACACUGGUAGGUGACAUUCGUGCGGGGUUGCCAGUCGCGCAGCAGCUGGAAGAGAACGGCUUCUUUCUGUCGGAGGACUCGGAGGACUCCCCGCUGCUGGACGACUUCCACGUGCACCCGGACACCGGCAUCAUCCGCACAGCACGGCGUCUGGACCGCGAGCGGCGGAACCACUACAGCUUCGUGGCGGCCACGCUGUUGGGCGAAGUGGUGCAGGUGGAGAUCCGCGUCAACGAUGUGAACGACCACUCGCCCCACUUUCCGCUCGACUCCCUGCAGCUGGACGUGUCGGAACUCAGCCCCCCAGGUACUGCUUUCCGCCUGCCAGGUGCCCAGGACCCGGACGCAGGACUGUUUAGCAUCCAGGGUUACACCUUGCUGCAAGCGUCUGACCUGCCCCAGGACCCCGCAGGGCCCUUCUUCCAGUUGCGCUACGGGUCGCCGGGGCCACCUGUGUCGUCGUCUCAACGGGUGUCCUCAACACCCCUGGAGCCCUUAGACUUGGUGCUGCUGAGGCGCUUGGACCGAGAGGAGGCGGCGGCGCACGAGCUGCAGAUUGAAGCUUGGGACGGUGGCAGUCCUCCGCGCACUGGCCGCCUGCACGUGCAUCUGCGUGUGCUGGAUGAGAACGACAACCCGCCAGUUUUCGAGCAGGCGGAGUACCGCGCCGCAGUACGUGAGGACGCCCAGCCGGGCGCCGAGGUGUGUCGCGUGCGUGCCACUGAUCGCGACUUGGGGCCCAAUGGCUUGGUGCGCUACAGCAUCCGGGAGCGGCAAGUGUCCUUGGCGGGCGCAGCUGGCGGGUCACCGGGCGAUCCGGGCUAUUUCUCGGUGGAGGAGCUGAGCGGCGUGGUGCGGGUGCAGAGACCUUUAGAUCGCGAGGAGCAGGCCUGGCACCAGCUGGUGGUCCAGGCACGCGACGGGGGCGCAGAGCCAGAGGUAGCCACCGUGCGCGUGUCUAUUGAUGUGCUGGACGUGAAUGACAACCCGCCCGCCAUCCACCUGCUCUUUCUUACCGAGGGAGGCACGGCCCGCAUCUCUGAGGGCGCCCGUCCAGGAGACUAUGUGGCUCGAGUUUCGGUGUCCGACGCAGAUGGUGACCCAGAGAAGGAAGAGGAGGCUGCCGGGGUGCUUGGUGCACGCCUUGGGGCAGGUAGCAUCAAGCUGUCCUUGGAGGGUGGGAAUGGAGCCUUCGCGCUGCAGCCAGGCGGCCCUCCUGGAGUAUUUUUCCUUUGCAUCGAGGGCCUCUUGGACAGGGAAAAACGAGAUCUAUACGAAUUAAGACUAGUGGCCACGGAUGCAGGGUCUCCACCAUUGAGCACCGAGGAGUCGCUGCUGCUCUGGGUCUCCGACCUCAAUGACCAGCCACCUGUCUUCAGCCAGGAGCAUUACUGGGCCUCGGUGUCCGAGGCCGCUGUCCCAGGGACCUCGGUGGUUUGGGUCAGCGCUUUGGAUGCCGACCAGGCUGGCACAGAUCACGCCAGGCUGCGAUAUGCGCUAGUGCAACUCUCGGGUCCCUGCGACUCUGAGGCUCUGUCACCCAAGGCAGAGUGCAUCCCAUCCUUCAGCAUCAAUCCUGACAAUGGUUUGAUCAGCACUCUCAGAGCUCUAGACCGAGAGGUUCAGGAGGCAGUGGAGCUGAGAGUGGUGGCCCAGGACUUCGGAGAGCCUCCACUUUCUGCCACGUGCCUGGUGAGCAUUACUGUAGACGACGUGAACGACAAUGAGCCCGUUUUUCGGUGGCAGGUGUAUAAUGUCACCCUGGCUGAGCAUGCCCCAGUUGGACAUUGCUUCCUGCAGGUAAAAGCCUCUGACGCAGACGCGGGGCUCUACGGCUUGGUCCAGUAUUCUCUUUAUGAUGGCUUCCAAAGCUAUGAGGCACCUCCGGCGUUCCAGAUUGACCCACAGGAUGGGCGCAUCUGUGUGUCCCAAGACAUAGACAGGGAAAGGGAUCCUGGCACCUUUGAUCUGCUGGUGAAAGCUAAGGACGGGGGUGGUCUUAGUGCUCAAGCUUUUGUCCGGGUGGAAGUGGAGGAUGUGAAUGAUAAUCACCCUAUCUUUAAUCCAUCGACCUAUGUGACAAGCAUCAGUGGCCAGACCCCACCAGGCACUGAGAUCCUCAACGUUCUCGCCAGUGACAGGGAUUCUGGGACGUACGGAGCGGUGGCUUAUGAACUCAUUCCAGGAGACAUGUCGUCAUUCUUCACCAUUGACUCCAUUACAGGUAUUAUCUACUUAACAUCAACUCUCAGCCAUUUGGAAGCUACCACACUUUUUCUGAUGGUCUGUGCUCGAGACGGUGGGGGGCUCACAGCUGCCUCUAAUGCUGAUGUCACCAUCCAUGUUCUGCAAACCACACUGGCUCCUGCGGAGUUUGAAAGGCCCAAGUACACCUUCUCAGUUCAUGAAGACGUGCCAGAAGACACUCUUGUUGGGACGGUGAAGGCAAGAGAGCCCUUGAAUUCCUCAGAACCUAUCUCUUACCGCAUUUCCUCUGGAGACCUGGGUGGAAAGUUCUCCAUUCACAGGUGGCUGGGCAGUAUCCGAACCCUGAGGCCUCUGGACCACGAAGCGCAGCCCAUGGUUGUCCUCACCGUCCAAGCCCAGCUCGGCAGCUCCCCAGCCUGCAGCAGCACAGAAGUGAACAUAACCGUGAUGGACGUCAACGACAACCGUCCUGAGUUUCCCACGGCCUCGGAUGAGAUUAGGAUCUCCCAGACCACUCCACCGGGCACAGCCUUGUAUCUUGCACGUGCAGAGGACAGAGACAGCGGGCUGAAUGGACUGGUCCGGUACAGCAUCGCCAGCCCUCAGCCGAGCAUGUUCAGCAUGGACCGAGGCCGCGGGGUGCUGUACCUCAGGGAAAGUCUGGGAGGCCGGGGGGACUUCCGGCUGACCCUGGUGGCCGAGGACCAAGGCACUCCUCCCCAGGCAUCUCGGUUGGUGCUCACAGUAGUUGUUGAAAGCCAAGAACAAAGCCCAGCCAUGGCUUUUGAAAAUUUGGUCUAUCAAGUAGAAGUUAGCGAGUUUCUCCCACUGAUGACUCAAAUCUUGCAGGUACAGGCCUACCCACUGCAUCCGUGGCAUCCAGCCUCAAAGACAACAUACUCCCUGGAUGUCAGUGUGGACUCUACAGUGUUUGGAAUCCACCCUCACACAGGGUGGAUUUAUCUGCAGCGACAACUAGACUAUGAAUCUACACAGACGUACAGGUUUAAAGUGUUGGCGAAAUUCCCAGAGGACAGAUCACUGCAGAAUGUGAGCACUUUGGUAAUCGUUCAUGUCUUGGAUGAGAACGACCAUUCCCCAGUCUUCUUGCAGGACAAAGUGUUUUUGAAAGUUGAAGAGAGCCCUAUCCCCCUAGGGGUAAUAGGCAAAAUGACAGCCAUUGAUGCCGACUCUGGGAAGAAUGGGCAGCUGUCAUAUUUCCUUUUGACAGAUGGAAAAUUCUUCAAGAUGAAUCCUAACACAGGUGAGCUGAUCAAUUGGCUGGCACUGGACCGUGAGCACCAGGGUCAUCAUCACAUGACUGUCCUAGUGACAGACCAUGGCUCCCCACCACGGAAUGCCACCAUGGUGGUUUAUGUCACAAUUACUGACAUCAACGACAACAGGCCGUUCUUCCCACAAUGUCUCCCUGGAAAUGAAUUUCACAUCAAGGCUUUGGAAGGUCAGCCAGUCAAUACACUGGUUACAACCGUCUUUGCAAAGGAUCUUGAUGAAGGACUCAGUGCAGAACUUACGUACUCCAUCUCUCCAGAUUAUCCUGCUCACUUUAAAAUUGAUGCCAACAAUGGUGAAAUCAGAACCACCACAAUACUUUCCCAUGACUACAGACCUUCCUAUAGGAUGACAGUUAUUGCCAGUGACCAGGGAGUGCCCCCACUGCAAGGACAGGCAAUUAUUAAUAUUCAGGUGAUACCACUCUCCAAAGGGAUGGUUUUUACAUCUCAGAAUAUUAGACAUUUAGUGAUCCCAGAAAACACGAAGCCUGCAAAAAUCAUGAGCCUGCUGAAGUCGCCUGACACUCUUCAACAGCACCAUAGUGGGAAGUUACACUUUAGUAUCGUUGCAGAGGACAAGGAUGGCCACUUUGAAAUUGACAGCUCUACAGGAGACUUGUUCCUCUCUAAGGAACUCGAUUACGAAAUGACAUCUCAUUAUCUCAUCAGGGUGAUUUCUAAAGAUCAUCGUCAAAGCCCUCCCUGGAACAGCACAGUCUUCCUUAGUGUUGAUGUGGAAGAUCAGAACGACCAUUCCCCAUCCUUCCAGGAUGAGUUCGUUGUGAUAAGUGUAGAGGAGAAUGUGCCUGUAGGGACUUUGGUGUACGUCUUCAAUGCUAAAGAUGGUGAUGGCAGUUUUCUGAACAGUAGGAUACAAUACUUUGCAGAAUCCAGCCAUGUUGGAACGAACCCGUUUCUCAUUCACCCCUCUUCUGGCACACUAGUCACCGCAUCUCCCCUGGACAGAGAGAAUGUUCCAACUUUCAUACUGACCAUAACUGCAUCUGAUCAGGCUGUGAAUGUGACAGACCGGCGAUGGAGGUCACUGAUAGCAGAAGUGGUGAUUUUGGAUGUGAAUGACCACAGCCCCACCUUUGUGUCCCAUCCCAUCACCUUUGUCAGAGAAGAUGCCGAAGUGGGCUCCCUGGUGCACCGUGUAAGUGCCCAGGAUCCAGAUGCAGAGAUGAACGGAAAAGUAACAUACAGCAUCCUCUCAGGAAAUGAGGACAUGGUCUUCAUAUUAGACAAGUCAUCAGGCUUGCUGAGGACAGCUUGUCCUCUGGAUUAUGAAGUGAAAACUCAGCACAUCCUGAUCCUUGUGGCCCAUGAUGGUGGCACACCAGCACUUUCUUCAUCCCAGACUCUGACAGUCACUGUCCUUGAUGUCAAUGAUGAGGCACCAGUAUUUAAGCAACUUCUGUAUGAAACUUCAGUUAAAGAAAACCAAAGUCCUGGGGCGUUUGUCACAAGGGUUGAAGCUGAAGACACCGAUUCAGGAGUCAAUGCCGAGCUUCAGUUUCAAAUUUUGCCAGGGCCUGACUUUGAGUUGUUUGAGAUCAACCCUGACACAGGGGAGGUGGUGACAAGUGUCACAUUUGACCGAGAAGCUCAAGGAAUCUUCACACUUCGAGUGCUUGUGCAGGACGCUGGCGUCCCUUCAUUGUCCAGCACUGCAACCGUCCUCUGCACCGUGGAGGAUGAAAACGACCAUGCUCCAGAGCCUGUUGUCCACAGGCAUGACAUGGAAGUUCUGGAAAACCAAGAUCCAGGGGUUGUCUAUACUGUGUUGGCUUUCGAUGAGGAUGCUGGCAACAAUGGAGCUGUCACCUAUCACAUAGUGGGUGGAAACACGGACGAGUACUUUGCUAUUCAUACAACCUCGGGAGAACUCUCAACAACUCGUGCUUUGGACCGGGAGCAGAUCAACAAUUUUACCCUCAUUAUCCUGUGCUCAGAUUUGGGGAAUCCACCUCAAAGCUCCGUGAUGCAGUUGCACGUUAGGGUUUUGGACGACAAUGACCACAGCCCUUCUUUUGCCAUGCUUCACCAUCAGGUCUCUGUGCAAGAAGAUGCUGAAGUGGGCACUGUGGUCCUGGUGCUCUCUGCUGUGGACAGAGAUGAGGGCCUCAAUGGGCAGGUAGAAUAUUUUCUGUUGGAGGAAUCUUCUGGUGCUUUCACUGUUGAUCAUGUGACAGGGACAGUGAGAACUGGCCACAUCCUUGAUCGAGAAACCAGACCUCAGCACACAUUCCAGGCUGUGGCCAGAGACUGCAGUCCCCAGGGGGCAAGAAGCAGCAUGUUGACUAUCCUCAUAUCUGUCACUGAUGCUAAUGACAACGAUCCCGUUUGGGAAGAGAACCCAGUUGACGCAUUCCUUCCCCCGGUGCUGUCCCUAAACCAGACCAUUGUUCAUCUGAGAGCCAGUGACCCAGACGCAGGGCCCAAUGGGACUGUGACUUUCAGUUUUGCGGACACCCAGUCAGUUUUUUCUGUCGAUGAAUAUACAGGUGAAGUUAAACUUCAGCAGAAUCCGUCUUCAGCAUCUUUUCCUAUUUGGGUUCAGCUAAAAGCCACAGACCAAGGGGUCCCAGCAAGGACAGCCAUGGGUCUCUUGGUCGUUCACACAGAAGGAGAAGACGUGAAGCUCUCCUUCAUCCAGCAUCUCUAUACAGGACUCGUGACUGAAAACUGUGAACCAGGUACUUCUGUUGUGACUGUAAAGGCUUUUGCUCCUGCAUCAAUUACAGACCCCAUUAAAUAUUCAGUGUUUAGUGGAAAUGACGAUGGAGUGUUUUCCCUGGGCUCCAACUCAGGACAACUCAUCGUAGAAGAGCCUAAGUUCCUUGAUUUUGAAGUCAGGAGCCAAGUACAGCUCAUCAUUUUUGCUGAGAGCAGUGGGCAUAGAGCCUUCACCAAAGUAGCAGUUUCCAUCCUGGAUAUGAAUGAUAAUUCUCCACGCUUUGCAAAAAGUGUGUACCAAGCAUCAGUGUCUGAAGGCCAACUCUACAAUGCUCAUGUCAUACAGGUGUUUGCUACUGACUUGGAUGGUGGCUUGAACAGCCUGCUCGAGUAUUCCAUUGUCUCCGGCAACCAAGCAGAAGCCUUCCAGAUUGACGCACUGAGCGGAGUGAUAACGACAAAAUCUAGCCUAGACUACGAGUCCACCAACUCCUACAGCUUGAUUGUGCAAGCCACAGACAGAGGGGUGCCCAGGCUGUCUGCUACGACAUUGGUCAAGAUACAGGUGACUGAUAUAAAUGACAAUGCCCCAGUCUUUCUCCCCUCAGAAGCAAUAGAAAUUGCAGAAAAUUCUCUGCCUGGUGUAAUUGUGUCUCGGGUAUCCAUCUAUGAUGCGGAUUUGAAUCCAGCUUUCACCUUCAGUUUUGUCAAAGAGAGCAACUCUGGAGCCAAGUUCGCUAUCAGUCAGGACACUGGAGUGGUGGUGCUGGUGCAAACACUGGAUUUUGAAGAAGUUACAGAAUAUGAGCUGAUCAUUCGCGUUUCUGAUUCAAGACACCACACAGAGGGGUCCCUUAUCAUCCGUGUGUUGGAUGUCAAUGAUAACCCACCAGUUUUUCCCCAAGAUUUCUAUCAGGCAACAGUUCCUGAACUAGUACCUGAAGGGUACUCAGUGCUGACCCUGUCUGCCACAGACUUAGAGAGCAGUGAGGGCAUUUCUUACAGGAUCCUUUCCUCUUCCGAGGGAUUCGCCAUUGACCCCAAGAAUGGCACCGUAUUUACUACCGGUUCCACAUUACUUCUGGAUAACGUAUCAACACUUCGAUUUCUUGUUGAAGCCAGUGACGGUGGAACUCCCUCCCUGAGGGCACUUACGUUAGUGGAGAUAGAAAUACAAGACGUGAACACCUUUGCCCCUGAGUUUACAGUAGGGUACUAUAAUCUUAGCUUGAGGGAGGAUUCCCCCAUUGGAAGCACCCUCAUAACCUUUUCAACUCUCGACCGUGACUACACUUUUGAAAACACACACACUAAGUAUUCCAUCAUCAGUGGCAACUUGCACAACUACUUCCACGUUGAAACCAGGCUCCUUCACUCAGAAUACCCCCAUCAGCAGGGUGGUGCUCUUGUGCUGCAUCAUGCUCUAGACAGGGAAGCUAGUUCCAGUCACAAGCUUGUCAUCCUAGCGUCUGACCACGGCCCUCCUCUGAGUUCCACAGCCGUCAUAGCACUAGAAGUUCUGGAUGUCAAUGACAACACACCCACCUUCAGCAGCCGGCAGUAUACUGCCCAUGUCAAGGAAAGCACCCCUGUAGGGAGUCAUAUCACUGUGGUGUCAGCAGAUGACCGUGACAAGGAUUCACGUGCAGAAAUCACCUAUGACAUAAUCUCUGGGAAUGAGAAGGAACAUUUUUACUUAGAAGAGAGAACUGGGGUGCUUUAUUUGGUGAAACCUCUGGAUUAUGAGGAAAUUAUAACAUUCACUUUAACUGUCCAAGCUGCUGAUGAAGAAGAGAAACAUGUUUCUUUUGCUGUCGUGCGAAUCAAUGUGUUAGAUGACAAUGACCAUACGCCUCAGUUUAUGUCCUCUAGCUUGACCUGUGUCACUCCUGAAAACCUGCCUACUUUCUCCAUUGUAUGUGCUGUCCAGGCUCUGGACUUUGAUGCCGGGCCUUAUGGAGAAGUGACUUACUCAAUUUUGUCACCCUGCCUUGUCACACCUGGGGUCCACCCCUAUCAGGAUCUUUUUGUCAUUGACGCUAUAACAGGGGAUAUUCGAUCCGAGCAAAUGCUGGACUAUGAAAGUGUUACCAAGUAUUGCUUGGUCGUUCAGGCCAAAGACAGAGGUGGUGCCACAGCUUCCCUGGAGGUUUGGGUGGAAGUUGAAGGGGUAGAUGAAUUUGAACCCAUCUUUACUCAAGAUCAGUACUUUUUCAGUCUCCCUGAGAAAGGUCAAGGACAACAGCUGAUUGGCAGAGUGGAAGCCUCAGAUGCAGACGAUGGCGUCGAUGGGGUCGUUCUUUACUCCCUUGCUCCAUCCCCCCUUUUUUCAGUAAACAAAACGAAUGGCAACAUUUACUGGACCCGAACCCCUUUCCUAAUCAGCAGCCAGCUCACCAAAGAAGACACCCUUGAGGUGGAAAUAAUUGCACAUAGCCCCAAGCCCAGCUCCAAGUCCACAUCCUGCAGUGUGUUUGUGAACGUCUCUUUGCCAUCUGAAGGACAUCACAGAACGGCAUUUGCUCACAGUUUCUCCAUCAGCCUCCUGGUCUCCUUUUUAGUGUUCCUCUUCCUUGUCUGCACUCUAAUCGCACUGAUUUUAAGGCAUCCGCAGAAAAACCCACUACACAGUUCUGAGGAGAAGACACCAUCGUCCCCAGAUGAUGACCCCAGGCUGACUGGAGCUGCAAGCAAGCUCCAGGCUGGGCAGCAGCCCGUGGAGUACAGGGAUGUAGCAGGACCUGCUGGAGCUCUGCCUGCUGAAUGGUUGAACUUAAUGAGUGUCCUGGAGAAGGACAUUGUCCACCUGUACAGGCACUCCAACUCCAGUGGCCACUGCUCUGUGGAUGGAGAAACUGCAGAAGAUAAAGAAAUCCAGAGGAUAAAUGAGCAGCCUUAUAGAAAGGACUCAGAUUCCGUGCUGAGUGACCGGGGGUCCAGGGUGCCAGACUCAGGCAUCCCCAGGGACUCUGAUCAGCUUUCUUGCCUCUCGGGAGAGACAGAUGUGAUGGCUAGUACCGAGGCGAUGGCAGCCAGCCAUGUGUUUGAGGGAGAAGACAGAGGGGAAGACUGUGACACACUCUAUGUUCACAACAAUGCAUUAUCCCAGACAAGAGAGGCAAGAGCAGGUGUCUUGGCUGAUAGCAGGGAAGAGUCCUUUACUUCGGUCAGUCAGGAAGGAAGGUGUGCAGCUCUUUCCACUCAGGCAGCCUCUGCUGAUGGUGCCAGAGGCAGCUAUGCCUGGGAUUACUUCCUCAGUUGGGAACCCAAGUUCCAGCACCUAGCCUCCGUGUUUAACGAUAUUGCCAGACUGAAGGACGAACAUUUGCAGAUGCCUGGCAUUCCACAAGACACACCAUUUGUUUUUCCACCCCCUUUGAUAACAGCAGUUGCACAGCCCGGGAUUAAAGCAGUUCCACCACGAAUGCCAGCCAUCACCCUGGGACAGGUUCUUCAGAAAUUCCCCCGAUCUCCCCUUCCCUACUACGGCAGUUCUGUCCCAGAAGCCAUGACUCCCAGCUUCUCUCCCUCUCUUUCCCUACUGACGAUACAGACUCCUGCCAGGUCACCAGUGUUGCCAGAUGGAGAACCUGUAGGAACACACGUACGGGGGACGUGCCGUGAACUGAAAGCUGAAGACGAAGUCCAAGUCUAAAGUGGCUACGGUGUCGACUCCCUGCUCAUUCAGCUCUCCACACAGAUGGACAAAAAGACACAAGCAUGUCCUACAGGAUGGGUUCACUCUUACCCAGCAGCGAGAGAUCUCAUGUGGACAGUGUUUUCCAAAACUUGCCCAUUUCAGUGUCUAGAAAUUCUUCCAGCCUUAAUGAGAAGUUAUUUCCUCUUUUUUAGACUUUUUGGGUUGCUCUCAGGACUCACAUCUGUGGAUAUUAACUAGUCUGUUUGUUAUUCCUGUUUGUUUGUUUUAAUGUUCAGAAUUUAUGAUUUGAAUAAUCAUCAGAAAUUUUGACUGGAAUUUUUCAUGACUCUGGGCUGAUAUGGCCCAACUAAGCAUUCUUGAUUGAAGCAGAAAGUACAUUCUCAAUGUAUGGCUGAGAUGAACAGGACAAUGCUUCGGCAGCAGUCUGCCACCAGAGACAUGAUAUCUCUGCCUUCUCUACAUAUGAUGCCCCCUCCUGUGCUCUGUUCAGAUAAGAAACUUCGAAGAUUAAUUUAUAGAAAUUACUUCAUUUUAUUUUCUUCAGCAUAUAGUAACUUUGGGCAUGAGAUAAUUUAUCUACUCAAUGCUCAUUUUUAAAGUUUGUGUAGAUAAAAUUAUGUUAUGAGCUAAUUAUAAAUGUCAUAGAGUAAUUUAGCAGUAUAUUUUUAAAUGAAGUUUUUUUUUAUAUAUUUGAAAGUUUCUAUUAUUAAAGUUAAAGGUGGGUGCCAGAAGUCUUUCUUCCAUUUAUUUACCAUUACUUUGUUGUUGCCUGGAACAGUUUCACGACAGGGUGUAAAGAAUUCUGCUUUACCCAGUUCCUAGUUCAGAAACACAGUCAUGCUGUCUGGUGCUUACAUGUAGGGUCAUACCCCUCUCUGAUGGACUGAUAGGGCAUCAGAGAUGCUUUUUUUCUAUUAGGAGGCUGAGUGCAUCCUAAAGAUGAUGAUCUAUAAGUCAUCUUCCCGUGGGGAGCAGGAGAGGGGGGGGAUCACAGCCAGGAUUUGGGAUCACCUUCUAGGAAUCUCCGUGUGAAAUCCCUAAUGCAUCUGGAUCAUUUUCUCAGUAGAUCAAGUGGGCUUCUGCCCUGGAAGUAGCUCUUUUAUUUAUUUAUUUUCGUAUAGCCCACCUGUGGAACUGCAUGAACUAAUUUGUAUUUACUCAAAACCAUGGCAGGCACAGUGUGCUAUCCAGCGUAGUGGGGCCAGUAAUUUGAUGGGUGCCUAUACUGAUGGAAUAUGUAAGUACAUCUUCUUGUUGACUCAAAUUCAGAGCAUAAGUUUAAACCACAUUGGUAAGUAGUAAGUGUGAUGGCCAUGAACGAUUUUGGAUAAGCUGGAAUUCUAGGGAAUUUACAAGUGGGCCAUUUAAAUAUCAUAGCACUGAUUCAUAUCUCCCCUUAUCUUUGGAGCAUCUGAAGAAGAAAUUUAAUAACUUUUGCUUUAAAAAAAGACAAAAAAGUAAUUAUUUCACUGUGCCACUGGGCUGUCUUUUGACUCUUUUCAACAGAGUCCGUUGAUCAGAGGAAGACACUCAUAGUGUUUUCCUUUGCUAAUGACAUGUGAAAGCUUUACUUUGUAGCAGAACUAUCUGUGUUAGCCAUGAAUGCCUUGUUUUUAAAUGGGUUCUCCCAUUCUUUAGAAGCAGGGAGUGACCCACCUAACUCUUCCCUAAGUUUUUCACCUUUGAUUUAUUACUGAACAUGAUUCUGUGGGUGUUUCCCCCCUUGCUAUUUCAUACAAAACAGAAGACAAGACAUAUUUAGAGCUCCAUACCAAUAUUUAGCAGAUCUUUAAUUGACAACUUUAUUAAUCCCGUUCCCAGCACUGCCGCACCACCGAAAAAGAGCCACAAGUUGAGUGGAGGGUAAGAUGUGAACAUGCUGGUUAAGUGCUCCUAAUAAAUCACGUGUCAGCCCUUUAAACCAGAGUGCUUUUUCCUAAGUAAACAAUAUAAUUUCAACUGUCUUCCUUCAAGUUGAAUAUUAAGCUGCCUCAUCUGUUCCGUGUUACUUUGCUGAUCUCGACACCGGCUUUGGCACUCGGGAGGGGGUACAGAACUUGUUAGUGGAAAAUCAUAUUAAGCCCCAAAUUCAUA
Messenger RNA from Peromyscus leucopus (white-footed mouse), 12546 nucleotides. It is a transcript of the gene Dchs2, whose product is annotated as dachsous cadherin-related 2. Gene Ontology annotation, cellular component: cell-cell junction; plasma membrane. NCBI's taxonomy places the organism in Eukaryota, Metazoa, Chordata, Mammalia, Rodentia, Cricetidae. Gene Ontology annotation, molecular function: calcium ion binding. Gene Ontology annotation, biological process: homophilic cell-cell adhesion. The record is from RefSeq and is a predicted model, not a curated record.